Messenger RNA from Schizosaccharomyces japonicus yFS275, 2935 nucleotides. Its product is annotated as ATP-dependent DNA helicase Rhp16b. Gene Ontology annotation, molecular function: nucleotide binding; catalytic activity; hydrolase activity. The transcript has 3 exons. Bases 262 to 2814 code for a protein of 850 amino acids. The record is from RefSeq and is a predicted model, not a curated record. Lineage: Eukaryota; Fungi; Ascomycota; Schizosaccharomycetes; Schizosaccharomycetales; Schizosaccharomycetaceae.
AGAAAGUGCUUUGAGCAAGUAAGACUUUAUAAAAGUCUCUGUAUUGAUGGUAUUACUGCUUUUUUUACUUAAUUACACCCUUCAACCUCAAACUUUCCAAUUCCGUUCACCAGUUGCGUAUACCACUAUACAAAGAUCAUUCAAUAUCUCCCUUUAGCAAAUAAAAGCUUGUCUAGAGCUGUUGUUUUGGUUUAACCAUUGUGGCUUUUUUGGGUGUACAUUUUUAUUUCAUUUUGCUAUCAACGUAAUAAACUUUUAUUGAUGGCUCGUUCGCCUUCACCAGAACCCAGAAAGCACAAGAGUAAAGGUGCUCAUAAGGAGAAGCAUUCUGAGAAGGGAAAACAUAAGAAAAAAUCCAACCCCUUCGAUGGCUUGAAGGAAUUGGCUGAUUCUCUUCCGACUGUGGAUGAAUCGUCCUCAGCAAAACGUUCAGACAAGCAUUCAGGUAAAAGUCGUUCCUUAUCGAAAGCUUUUGCUAGUUUACAAGACGAGGAAGUCGAAUUACCUGAGGAGGCUGCUCCUCUUCCAGCAAUUACCGCGAAGCAGAAACGAGAGGUAGAGCCGGCUACCCCAGUGUUCAAGCCUCAAGUCAGAUUGCCAAGAGACCUUUUACCACCUACUAAGGGUGCUGAGGUGCCUUCCGACGAUAUACAACAAUGGUCUAAUGAUCCACAUGCGCCCAUUGGAGUGAAAUCAGCUGCAUGGAAGAAACCGUUUACGAAAAUACCCAGCUCAUCACCAAAGUCGACGCCUCAAGAAACUGAGGAAGAAACUCCAUUCGUUAUUUCCGCUCCGAAAAACGAUGCACCCUCAUGGCUUAAUGCUACCCCAGAACGUCCUCCUCUGUGGAGCACCCCUGCUUUUCAAACGAUCAAUCGGAGACAGCAUACCGUUGAACAUGAUUACGUUGAUCCUGAGAAGACCACUGAAAUGGUAAAAGACUUAUUCCAAACUGCCUUCUGCGAAGAAGAACCUUUGGAUAAUGAAACAGAUGGUGCUUUCAUUCCUGGUUUAAAUGUACGAUUGUUAAGACAUCAAUUGCAGGGACUUAAAUGGCUUCAACGCAGAGAAGCUGUCGGCAAAGGUAAAUCACUCGGUGGCAUUUUGGCUGAUGAUAUGGGACUCGGUAAAACAGUACAGACAUUGGCAUUAAUCCUUUCUAACAAAUCACCAAACGCAAAUGAAAAGAGUACUUUGGUUGUUGCUCCACUUGCGCUUGUGAAGCAAUGGGAAAGUGAAGUUUUGAAGAAGACCAACAUGAGCGUACUAGUGCACCACGGCCCUAGUCGUCACAAGAAUUAUGGUCAAUUCAACAAGUAUGAUGUCGUAGUCACCACUUAUCAGGUUCUUGUUUCUGAAUGGUCUGGCUCUCGAAAGAAUAAGGGAGAAUCGGAGUCCUCAGAGUCUUCAGAUGAUGUUAAGGAAGACUCACUUUUUGACAAUACUUGGUGGCGCGUCGUUUUGGACGAAGCACAAACGAUUAAGAAUCGAAACAGUAAAUCUGCACAGGCAUGUUGCGCUCUUGUGUCUGAUAACCGCUGGUGCUUAAGUGGUACACCUCUCCAGAAUAAUGUAGACGAGCUUUUUUCUCUUAUUCGUUUUCUCCAAAUUCCUCCUAUGAAUGAUUAUGCUGUUUGGAAAGAUCAAAUAUUGCGCCCUUUAUCGCAAACGAAUGGCAAAAUUGCCAUUCAACGCUUACGCACAUUUUUGCAGGCAAUAAUGCUUCGCAGAACAAAGGAGGUUUUGCAGAAAAAUACCGAAGAUGGGGAUGGAGGAUUCCUUUCAUUACCUAAACGUAGAAAGCAUGCCAUUGUGUGUAAGUUUACUCCCUCGGAAAAGGAAUUUUAUGAGAAAUUGGAAGGCAAGACAGAAGCUACUAUGACAAGUUUAAUGGAAGAGGGUACUAUUAAGAAGAAUUACACAAAUGUUUUGUGUAUGUUGUUACGUCUUCGACAAGCAUGUAACCAUCCUCAUCUUUUACGCAAGCAUCUUAAGGAAGAUGUUGAUGCCGUGGUACUAACAUCUACUGAAACAAAGAAUGAUGAGAAGUCAACCGCCGAUGACGACCUUGAUGAUCUUGCCAAGUUACUUGGAGAUAUUAGCAUUGAGAAAAAGGAACGCGUGGAAAAAUGCGAAAUAUGUUUUGCUCCUUUGAAAGAAGACUCUACGAAAUCCCGCUGCAAAAAGUGCCGCUCAACGAUAUCGAAGAAAAACAAUAAUGAAGUCGUAACGGAGAAUUACCAAUCAACUAAGGUCAAGAAAACCCUUCAAAUUCUUUUGGAUGAUGAUAUUUAUGAUGAUGAAAACUCUCCAAAUGCCAGUGGGCUAAGGAAAACUAUUAUCUUUUCCCAAUUUACCUCUAUGUUGGAUCUACUAGAACCCCAUUUGAGGAAUGCUGGAAUUGGUUUUGUGAGAUAUGAUGGACAAAUGAAAAAUAAAGAUCGUGAGGAUGCACUUAACAAGCUUCGAACAAAAAGUGAAGUUCAAGUGCUUUUGUGUUCAUUAAAAUGCGGCGCUUUGGGACUGAACCUGACGUGUGCAAGUCGUGUAAUUCUUCUUGAUGUCUGGUGGAACCCGGCAGUUGAGGAACAAGCGAUCGAUCGUGUUCACCGAAUUGGACAAAAACACGACGUCGAUGUUUAUAAGAUUACUAUCGCCGACACGGUGGAAGAGAGAAUUGUCGCCUUGCAGGAUAAGAAACGUGAGCUUGCGGAUGGUGCAAUUGGAAACGGAAGUAAAAUGGAUUCUGCGAAAUUGUCCAUGGACGAUAUACUGUUUCUGUUUAAUAAACGGGCAGAGUACGCUUCCAAAUAGAAUUCUUACUUCUCAUCCUGCAUUAACUUGAAAGAUAGCAAUAAAUUAAAGGACAUUUUAGACUGUAAAAUACAUGAUGUAUAGGAUAUAUAUAUAUUCAAAUAUACUGAACUAAAAAUAA